Molecule: messenger RNA, 1002 nt
Organism: Acanthamoeba castellanii str. Neff
Lineage: Eukaryota; Discosea; Longamoebia; Acanthamoebidae
Product: K+ channel tetramerization subfamily protein
Exons: 7
Coding region: 1-1002 (333 amino acids)
Biological process (GO): protein homooligomerization
Molecular function (GO): protein binding
Source: RefSeq, a predicted model, not a curated record
AUGGUGGAGCACGUCAUCCGCGCUCGCCUUAGCACGGCCACCAAGGCCAUGGACGAGGCCCUGCAGUGCGUGCAGCGCAAGCGGGACCAACAGCUGGCUGACAUGGCCAACCUUGCCAGCCUCGUCACACAUCUCAAGGCACAACUGGAGUCUAAGGCUCAGGCGUGUAUGGACGCCAUGGACGAAACUAUGGCCUCAGUCACAACCACACUCCACCUCAAGGUCCAGGAGGUCAACGCGCAAGGUCGCACGUUGGACCUCACCGUUGAACGAGCGCUGAAUGAGCGCCGCCAGCGCGUGGCCGAGGUCAAUGAAGGAUCUCUGUGUCUGCAAAGUGAGCUGGAGAAGCAGGCGGCGGAAUGGAAUGAGGUGCUCGACCGCACCAUGGCAGGCAUCACCGCGCAGCUCAACAGCAAGGUGACAAGUGUGCUGGCGCAGCUGGACAAAGCGCAGGAGCAAGAGAUCAGGAACGAGGGCGAAGAGGCCAAGAGUACAACCCAUGCAGGCAGAGGCUCGGACAAAGAGGAACAGAGGCAACUGGACCGACAGGUGACCCUCAACGUUGGUGGUCGCACCUUCAAGACAUUCCAGAGCACGCUGCAACAAUACCCGGACACACUUCUGGGAGCCAUGUUCAGCGAGAGAAACCAAGCGCUGGUGCGCCACAGCACCGAAUACUUCUUCGAUCGUAACGGUGAUCUGUUUGCGUCCAUUCUCGACUUCUAUCGCCAUGGAGCGCUGGUGGCUCCGCAGACAAUCGACAAGGACCUAUGGCAAAGGGAGUUGGACUACUGGCAUUUACCCCAUAUGGCAGAGGAGCCCCAGAAAGUGCCGGAGAUGCUCCACAAGGUUGUCAGCGCUCUUAACCAGGGCUACCACAAAACUGUGAAGACACAUCAGACCCUCAUCACACGCGCCUGCCAAGAGCUUUCAACCAAACUUGAUGCCGAGCUGGGAACAGGCCCUCAUCAAGACAGAGAUAUCACGCAGGCUGGCUGCUGA